AUGAAAAUGCAUCCUCCCAACUCCGAUUUUUUUUUCCCCCCUCCGUUUCCUUCUACCCACCCCCUUUCCACUGACUUUCUACCUCAGUUUCUCUCAAUCUCUCUUCCUCUCAGAUAUUUCUGUGGAGGGCAGUAUAUGACCUGGGCUGCAGAAACCCAGCCACCCAUUCCUCUGCAGGAAUUUCUCUCUCUCUCUCUCUCUCUCUCUCUCAUACAGCAUGGCAGAUUAAUUUCUUACCCUCACGCUUCCUUCUGCUGUAUCUGUUCUUUUUUGUCUUUGUUUAUCUUCAUCUCUUCUCUUUCCUCACUCUCUCUUCCUUCUUCUCUAUCUAUAACCCCUUUUCUUUCUAUCUCUUUUUGUUUUAUUCCUCCUUAUUCUUUUUUGUUUUGUUUUUCUCUUAUGCUUUCUCUCCUCUGCUUCGUUAUGUCAUCAUGUAUAGAUUUCAUUCUCUCUCCUUCCCUCUUUCUUAGGGAUAUCAUUUAUUUCCAUUUACCUAUCUAUUGUUUAGUCCUUUACUGUCUCUCUUUCUCUAUUGUCAUUUAUUCUCACACUUUUUCUCUUUCUCUCCCUCUCUGUCUUUUCUCUCUCUCUUUCUGUCUUUCCCUCCCUUUCUUUCUUUCUUUCUUUCUUUUAUUCCAUGUUCAUUUCUUUCUUUUUAUGACAAUUUCUGAUUCUGUCCCUUUCUUCAUUAUCUCUAUUCACUUUCCUCUCUCUCUCUCUUUCAACUAUUGCGUUGUCUUUCCUGCACCCUCCUGUUUCUUUUUCCUGUUAUCUCUUUUCUUCCCUGUAUUAUUUAUUGUCUGUCCCAUUUGUUUUCACUGUUACAUUUUCUCUGCUGAAGCAUAUUUUUUUCUCUCUUUCCUCAAUUUUUCUUUCUCCAUUUUAUCUUAG
Molecule: messenger RNA, 891 nt
Organism: Acanthosepion pharaonis
Lineage: Eukaryota; Metazoa; Mollusca; Cephalopoda; Sepiida; Sepiidae
Source: the annotation of a GenBank genome assembly